AUGGUGGCGGUUCGCGCAAAGGUCGGUUCCCGCGGCUACGUCCGCCAGAAGCAGCUGGCGAAGGGGAAGAAGGUGUUCAAGAUUGACUGCGCCAUUCCCGCCAACGACGGCAUCUUCAGCGAGGAGAUCCUCAGCAACUUCGAGCAGUACUUCCAGGACAACGUGAAGCUGAACGGGCGCAAAGGUAAACUGACGGAGAAGGUGCGUGUUGGUCUGCGCGACAACGUCCUCACGAUUGCGACGACGAUGGUCUACCGCAAGAAGUACUUCAAGUACCUCACGAAGAAGUUCCUUAAGAAGAAGGACCUCCGUGACUGGAUCCGCAUCCUCGCCCGGGGCAAAGACACCUACCAGCUGAAGUACUUCAACAUCCAGGACCAGGAAGAGGCGUAA
Molecule: messenger RNA, 393 nt
Organism: Trypanosoma conorhini
Lineage: Eukaryota; Euglenozoa; Kinetoplastea; Trypanosomatida; Trypanosomatidae
Product: 60S ribosomal protein L22
Exons: 1
Coding region: 1-393 (130 amino acids)
Biological process (GO): cytoplasmic translation
Cellular component (GO): ribosome
Molecular function (GO): RNA binding; structural constituent of ribosome
Source: RefSeq, a predicted model, not a curated record